AUGGCUGAGCUGUUCUCGGGUGCGCCGAUAGGCAAUUAUGACGCCAGCUAUCUGAUUUCCCUUGUCAGGUGAGGUUUUUAAAGUGAGAGCACUUUUUUUGUCUUUUUUGAUGAGUUUUAAUGCUCUUCAUACCAUUGGAAUCCGAAAAUUCGUUUUUUUUGAAGGAAUAUAACUUCUAUUCAUUUUAAAUCAGUAACUUGGCCAGGUUAAUGUAGGUUUCAGCGUGGUAAUAAUAAGAAAUGAAUUAAUUUUCACUCGUUGCUUUUUUUAGAAUGCCCAAAAUGAUUCUUUUUCAUGACCAAGAACUGGAAAGUACUUCAAAAUGGCUUUUUUUCAAUCAGAACUUGUAAUUUUUGAUUUAAUUAACAUUUUUCUGGAAAAUGGCUAGGUGAGCAUAUUAAUUGGUGUACUUGGAGAAGGCUCGAAAAAUGACGAAUUCCUGGAUUUUUGAGAAAAAGACGUCCAAAAUGUCCUAUUCCACUAGUUACUCACAAUUUUCUUUGAUUUUGAAGGUUUUUCGAGAAUUUUCCUGGUUCAGACUCUGAAAAUCUUCAUUGGGAAGUUUCUGACCAUUUUUUAAGGACAUUUUGAAGUUAAAAGCACAUUUUUUUCCCUUUUAAGGAGUCAAAGGGUUUUCAGAUUGAGACUCCAACAGUACUUGAAAGAAAUUACAGAAGAUUUCAGGAUUUAGAGUCCCUUAUAAGGAAUGAAACAGUUAAAAAAGGCUCAAGAGAGAGGUUCGAAGCAAUUUUUUUUACGAAAUUAAAAUAUUGGCAGCUUCAUCUAACACAUAAAACAGUAUAUGGAUUUUUAGAAAGUUCAAAAAAAUUUUUUUAUUUGAUUUUUCUUGUAAGGGAUGAGAAAUUUCGAAACCGUUAUCUAGUAGAUCAGACAAUAUUCGAACAAAUUUAAAAAAAUUUUUCCGGUCUACAAGUGCUUUCCGGGUGUGGAAUGAAGGUGAUGGAAAAGGACUUUUCAGACUACUUUCAAAAAAAUUUUUUUGACCGCAAAAAAAAUUUCUUCCUUGUUAGUUAUUUUUAGUAAAUCAGACCGUUUUGGAACAGUUUUUUUAGACAAUUUUAGAGUUCAAAGCAUACGCCGGCUGAAGAGUUUUACUGUCCGAACUACUAGAUAACGGUUUCCCAUCUCUUGCAAGGAAGUUAAAUAUUUCCGAAAGUUCAUAUUCACUUCCCCCAAACCCCCCCUAACUUUCAAAUUUUUUUCGCGCUCAAAAAAAGCUGGGGUGUGAUCCAGCCGAUGUAUGACUUGAAGUAUAACCCCCCCUUCCCCCGGAGAAGUGUGGCUGUCGGACUUAAAGUAUAACUAACCUCGAAGAAAACAAGAAAAAAUGGUUCAGCUCGGUGGCGACGUCGCGUCAGAAGACGUCGAGCCCGUCGGACGACACCUUGCCCGUCGAAUCGCACACGGACGGCUCCUGCACGCCGGACGACGCCUCCUCGGUUGCGUCAGCGUCUUCAGAUGGCGCGCCGCCGGCCAAACGUCGCCGAAAGCCCGACGGUAGGUCCGAAAACAUCUGUCCCCUUCUGUCGUGUCCUCGCGCCGGCUUCAUCAAACGGCCCUUUCUUUUGUUCUCUCACUCCUUUUACGGUUGCGCAACUUUGUCUUGAGAAGCUCCUUGAUGGGGAUUUUUGAAUUUUGAGCUUUUUUUUGUUCUUCUAGAGCUUUUCCACUCCUUCUACUGGUUCCAGGGGGGUUGUAACAUUUUUUGUACUGACAAGAGAGGUCUUAGGGCUUGGGAUUUCCCCGGAACUUGGCCAGAACGCUCUUGGAUGUGCCAGAAGUACAUUCUGAAAGUUUCAACUUCUAGUUUUUGAGAAAACGCCUCAAAAUCCAUUAAAAGGGCUGUUUUUAGACUUCAAGCUCUUGUUUCUCUAAAACUAGAAAGUUCUGCAGAUUGAGACUUUCAGAAUCUUCUUCUGGUACGUCAAGAAGUGUUCUGACCAAUUUUCAGGAAAAAAAAAGUAAAGUGACCUUCCCUGUGAGGCUCCUUUCACAUUAGAAAAAAGACCUUUCAUGAUUUUUUGAUUUUUUACCCACUUCUAACUUAAUUUUGAAACAUUUCAAGCCCUUAAGGCUUUAAAAAUGUUUUCAGAUGAUAGCGAUAACGGAUGGGGAACGAGUUUUGAUCCCAAAGGUUUUAAUUAAGACUUUGUCUUGAAACGUAUCUUGGACUUUUUUCAGAAAUUUACCAUUUUGGUCAAAUUUUCAGCGUUUUUGUUGAGAUUUUGAGCAUUUCCAUUUAAAAAUCAUGUUCUAGGGUAAACAAAACCUACAGAAAGUUUCAAGGGUAAAAAUAAUUUUCGACGAGUUUUUUGGGCCCCCACAAAGCUUAUCUCAUCGUAACCAUCAAACUUGCCAUUUUUUCCGAAAAACUUCACCUCGUCACGCUCAAUACCUUAUUUGGCAGCAGGAAGAUAAAGGUAUAAAAAAAAGGCAGUGAGAAGGCUGAAAAAUGUCCUUGGCGCGACGUGUUCGCUCAAUUAUCCCUGUUGACUUUCCCGUUUUUUUUUCUCAUUUUCUUUAUUUUUUCCGGCGCGUCAUUGUCACCGUAAACUAUUGACCGUUGGGUUUACGGUAACCUGGAGGAAGUUUUGAAGGAAUUUUAGAGGUACAGGAAUUUUUUAAGGUGGGAAAAGACCUUGAAAAGGGCACCUAUAGUGACUUUUUGACCUCUGUGGCCCUAGAGUGACCUCUUGGAUUUUUUAAGCUGCAGUAUUUUUGCUUCAAAGGCCCAAAAUAUUGAGAAUAGGAUUGAAAUUUUCUGAAAAUAAUUUUAUAACAAAAAUGAGAAUUUGAUAUCUGCUUUCAACGGUAGAUUUAUAAGGCUAAAAAAUGCUUCGACAUCACUAAAAUGACCACUCCAACCUCUCAGCCCCUAUAGUGACUCCUCUCCUUCUCAGAAGAGUAGGCCGAAAGGCGAGAAGAAGAAGCUCUUUUUGGCCCAUCAAGUGGCGCCGAAAAAGGGUCGACAGAUGGUACAGACGAAGGGACGCAUCUUCUUCCAUCUUCGUCAAGUUUUCCGCUUCUCUAGGUCGUUUUUUGCUCCCCUCUUUCUUGGUUCUUCGAGCUUAAUUAGGAAGUCGGAGCUUGAGAAGGUUUUCCGGUAG
Caenorhabditis auriculariae is the source of this 3128-nucleotide messenger RNA. NCBI's taxonomy places the organism in Eukaryota, Metazoa, Nematoda, Chromadorea, Rhabditida, Rhabditidae. The record is from the annotation of a GenBank genome assembly.